Messenger RNA from Columba livia (rock pigeon), 5449 nucleotides. RefSeq names its product GrpE like 2, mitochondrial (gene GRPEL2). Gene Ontology annotation, biological process: protein import into mitochondrial matrix; protein folding. The record is from RefSeq and is a predicted model, not a curated record. Gene Ontology annotation, cellular component: PAM complex, Tim23 associated import motor. Bases 806 to 1537 code for a protein of 243 amino acids. NCBI's taxonomy places the organism in Eukaryota, Metazoa, Chordata, Aves, Columbiformes, Columbidae. The transcript is spliced from 4 exons. Gene Ontology annotation, molecular function: protein homodimerization activity; adenyl-nucleotide exchange factor activity; protein-folding chaperone binding.
GUAAUGUAUUGAAAAUUAGCAUUUUGAUAUACAGAUUCUGCUUUACGUACCCACUUAAUCAAAAAUCCUAUAUGCAAAUGUCUUCAGGUGGGAAAAGGAAGUUUGUCAUUAGUGUUAUGGAACAUGUAGCAACCUUGUAUUAAAGAUGAAAUGAGGGAACGUGGGCUGCUAAGCAGGGAGUGGUAGGAGAUGCUUGGUGGUCUUUGGGCAGACGUGAAUCUCUUAAACUGUGCUUUGGUCAUAGAGCUGAGCUGGUCUAAGCCCUGGCUGCCACCCCAAGGGGGACAACUCUUCCCUUCCCUGUGUUCUCCUUCCCACGUCUCACCAGGCUUCAUGAGUUUGUCUUUUCCUUUGUACUGGCACUUGAGCUCAUCUGUGAACAAACCUAUUCAGGGACACAGACAGCAAAGUCUUUUGUAGGGCUAGUUUUUGCCUGGUUUAACUCACUGAACCUUCCUUCUGCACAGUUCCGGUACUGGAAUAAGGGGAGCAAACCUGUCCCUUCCAGUUUCCACUGUAAACUCAGCUUAGCUGGGUUGCUGAACAAUGCUUAAGUGUUAUGACAGAUUUGAUAGCCCCAAAAACAAAAGCUGUGCACUUCUGUGACAUUGUACCCGAGCAACAUAGCCUUGCUGAAAAGUAAGAAAGCUUAAUGGUGCGGGCUGGUAACAUGAACUCGGCUAUAUUGAUUCUGGGGCCUCAGUAUCUCCAGGCAGUGUCGAAUUAUACUGUACAAACACAGAAGUUCGAAUCAGUGCCAGUGCAGUGGUUUCUGUGUUUCACGUGGUAGAUGUGCACUUAGCAUAUGCAAAACCUCACUGUUAAAGGGGAUGUUGAAAGCCCUGCUUGGAGGAAGAUCCCCGGUGUUCCCACGAAAGGAGAGGGAAAACUCUUCAUUUGGCUCUCAAAGGGGCAGCAUUGUUACUGCAGUUUGUAUUUCAGGGGGUCCCCAUGUGUUUUCAGCACUGCAGCUCAGCAGAGAAGUACAGGAGACGAAUGUGGCCCAGAAGAUCCCCGUGAUGAGCCCAAGCAUCCCCUUUCUGACUGUGCCUUAGAGCACAAAGCCAUCAAACUGGAAGAACAAGUCCGGGAUUUAACUGAGCGAUACCGGAAAGCUUUGGCAGAUUCUGAGAAUGUCCGGAGGAGAACGCAGAAGUUUGUGGAAGAUGCCAAGCUCUUUGGGAUCCAGAGUUUCUGCAGGGACCUCGUGGAGGUAGCAGAUAUCUUGGAGAAGACCACCGAGAGUGCCGCAGAAGAAGCGGAGCCCAGUAACCUGAGUCCGACCCUGAAGAAAAUCUAUGAAGGCCUCUCUCUCAUAGAGGCCAAAUUGCAAAGUGUGUUUGCCAAACACGGCCUUCAGAAGAUGAACCCUGUUGGUGGCAGAUAUGAUCCGUAUGACCACGAAAUAGUCUGCCACGUGCCAGCCGAGGGCUUGCAGCCGGGCACGAUAGCACUGGUGACUCAGGAUGGCUACAAACUCCACGGUCGCACUAUCAGACACGCGCUCGUUGGCGUGGCGGUGGAGUCACAGGAAUGACCUGGGCAUAUCCAUUGGGACCUUACUCAGCACGCAGUCACAACUGCAGCUGCAUGUCAUUACUUAUUUAUUAAGUUAGGUUUGUAUUGUACAUUGGAUUCUUUAUAAUGUGUGCAGUCAUUUUGCCAUUAAUUCUAAGGUACUUGUGUAUUUAAUAAUCCUUUUUGGAGUGUGCGGAGUAGUACUAGGAGUCCUGCUAUUUGUCAGAAACGUGGCACUGUAUCACCUUUCUCUGUUGCUCGUUUCUCCAUUAAGACUUGUAUGGGGGACAUAUGGGAGAGAAAGGGAAAUUCUCUGAGAGCUAAGGGAUCUUGUCUCCCUGUUCCAUCUCUGAGACAGACUCCUGCAGUUGCCGUCAGGAGAGUAACUUCUCUGCCUCGGUUUCCAUAUCUGUAUUAAGGGAAUAUAAUAAUACUUAUUGACCUACCUCACAGGGAUGUGGUGAGGCUGUUUCUUUGCAAAGUCCUCAGAAGAGGAAAAGCCCAAAGGGCUGAGUAUUAUUAUCAGGCUGGUUUUGGUGUCCUCCCUUGUCCCCACAUCCCUCAGGUGGGGAUGAAGAUGAUCCCUUGAAAUGACAUUUAGGGGCAGCUUUUUCUCAUGUCACUUCAGGAAAACAAUCCUGAAUUAAUGAAAUCUCUGUCAUACUGUAGUCGAAUAGGGAUGAGGUUUUAAAGAGAAUUCAACUGUUAGGUCAGACUUGAACGUGUUAAUAUUUGUUCUCCAGGUAAACCAUCAGCUUGCCUCCUUGUUCCUAACAGUAAAACAGGGAAUAGUGGUUCUUGGUGAAGCCAGAAAACUGUUCUCAAAUCUCUCUUUCUCCAACCAAAAAGUAUAUUUUAGAGGAGAGUAAUCUCUCUUGCCUGAGGGGUAUUUGUGCAGCUUUCAAGCAUGAUAAACUACGUGUUCUUUGUUGCAGCUGCUGGCAAAGUGGAGAUGUGCCCUUUAGCAGGAAAUCUGGACUGUUUUGAUUUUUCAGCUCUCCAGUAAUGGUACUCGGAUAACACUAACUUCCAGUUCACGUUCAGAUUCUACUUUUGCGUGGUCAUAGUAAAUAUUAAACCUUUUGGGUUUUGACACAAGGAGAAAAAUCUUUUCUACUAAAAGUCUCAAGUGGCCUUGAACCAAUUUUGGCAGCAGUGAUGAGAAAGCAGGAGAAGCAGAAAGCUGAGGAGGCGAAAGCUGACCUCGAGCCGUCCUCUUAGUUGGAGGCGUGUUGUUGUCACAGCACGGCAUAUGUAUUUCCCAGUGGUCCUUUUGCCUGGGAGUCCAUUUAUCUCAGCUGAAAGGAUCCAGUUGGUGAGUGAGAUCAGAAUUUAACCCUUUACAGAGCAGCAAGCAGUGUAGUGACAGAAGAGUUACAUGAACCAGCCUAUGGUCUGCACUACACAAACCCAAGGCAGGAAUGGUUGUUUUCAGGUUGUUUCUUACUGAUUUGUUAAUUCCUGCGUUUUAUACUUUCUGGAAUUGGAUCCGUGGCCAGACGGUUAUUUCAGAACCACUUCCAAAAAACUCUUUACUUAUGGUGGAUGCCAUCACUGGUUUGGAAGAAAGCUUAUUCUUCUCCCAUUCCUUUGCAGGCUUCAGUUGUAUAAUCCUUUUGUGGUGGACUUGAAGAUUACUGCAGCCUUCAAUUAGCAGCUAUCAACAGUCUUUCAUCUGGGGAGACUAUGUGCAGCUGUUACAGUUGGUUGUCGUUCCAGAAAUUUAAGGAAGAUGCGCAUUUCUAAUAUGCUCCAUGCAAGCUGCUUUAGUGACAGCUGUAUGCAGGUGAUUCAGUAGUGGAUACUUUUUGAAUUGCCAUUUUCUGCCUAUGUGGGGUUAGGUUUUCAGAAGGGAACUUCAGAUUUCAACCCCAAAACAGUGCUUCGUUGCAGUAUAAGUCGCUUUGGACAAAGCUCUUGUUCAGUGCUCUUGUUUGUUGGAAAUUUCAGAGAAAUACAGGAAUUCCUGUUUGUUGUUUCGCUGGUCUGCGUGCUAAACUGGGUCACCAGGGUAUGCAGUUACUCAAGACAAAGAACAGGUAAAAUACGAAAUGUGGCAAUGCAAGUCUUGCUGUUCUGCCCCAAGACUGUGUGCAGCCUGUUCAGAGGAAACUGUAUCUUCUAGCAGGAAGGAGCAGUUGGGUUCUCUGCUGCCUCUUCAGCCCCUGCUACAUCAGCUGAGUCUUUUUGCAAUAGAAGGGCAGAGCUGGCUAUGGAAACGAACUUUGAAUGUGAAACUUUAUGUAUAAGGAGCUAAACAAAAGUAAAGGCUUUUUACCCAACAGGUAGUUUGCUCUCACAGGAAGGCUGCAGCUUACAUGAGCCAGAUUUAAACGCAGCGUGUGAGCAGAAGUGAUGGGAUCCAAGUCUUCUAGACUGACCCCCAGAGCCACUUGCCUGUGGAAGUGUGUAGAGCUGCUCAGUCCGCCUUCAGAGUGCUGGCCAGGCCUGCCUGUCUCCUCAGCCAGCACUCACCCGUUUUUGCCUUAAAAUACCCUAAAAUGCACUCCAGACCUUCUGUCUGUACUGAGAGGUUAUUGAUCAGCUUGUGUGGAUCCGCUUUCACCGAGGCACUGUUGCAGGGCUGGCGCAGGAAUUGAAGGGGUCCAGUUCCUGUGCAGCCUUUCUUGCCCCUCCAUGGGGCCGAUUUAAUUUUGGGCAAGCUAUUUUCCCAGUUCAUGGCUCAGUUUAUGAAACUUCUAUAGGAUCUUAUUGGGCUUUUAUGAUGAUUACUGUAAGAUGUUCCCAUUGCUUAGAGACUUUUACAGAAGUUACCAAAGAGAGAAAUGCUGUAGCUGUUGUUUGUCCUAGUUUCUGCUUCCUUUGAAUGGUGAAGUGAAAAUGAAAUAGCCAAACCUGGAUUCCAUCACAGAAUCCGGAUUUCCUAGGCAAAAUUUGAUUCUCCUGCCUUUCAAGCACACUUAAUGAUCCCUUUUAUUGUGGAUGAGGUUGCGUAAGGGUGAAUCGAAUUUCUGCGUUGUAGGUUCUGGCUCCCUUAUCUGCGCUGUUUGUGUGAAGCUUGCACACUCAGCACGGUGCGGCAGAGUCCCCACUCAUGCGGUUCCGUUGCACUCUGCAGAGUUACACCAGAGAGGAGCUUUUUCUCUCUGAUCACUUUAUUCAAUGACUAUUUAAUAAAACGCAGGAGUGCGUUAGCAGGGACAGAAUGGCAGAGGAGAGGAAGUGUCACGUACCUCUUAGUCAUUUCCAGUUUGCCCAGCCAUGAACUGAAGAGCUCGAGCUGGCGAUGCAGACAGCUAUAGGUGAGGUGUGUGUGAUGCUGAUAUGGGGCUGCAUUUCUGCUGUGGGGACGUGGGCAGCCCCACAGUCGGUGGGCAUUCGCCUUGUCCUGUCCCCGUGCCGUCCCCCACCAGUGGCACCGCUUGGAGCUGAGCUGGAGGAGUCCACAGAGGCACUGGUCCCGAGCGGGGCAGCGUCUGGGCUCUGACCACGAGCAGUGCAGAAUGUGAAUGGCGCUUUGUGAACCUUACAUUCUCAGUGCUUCAUCAGCGGAGCCGCUGUUGAGACAGCUGUGAUGAAUCAGUAGCUAUUAGCAAUCCUUUAAUUUAAAAAAAAAAAAAAAGUGUAUUUAAGUUUUAUAUUGUGAAUAUUGUAGUAUUUUUUUAUUUUAAAACUUGAGAUGUUUUGAUAUUACUUCCGAAGUCAAAUGAACAAAACAUUGCUAAUGUCCAAAAAUCUAAAUCCAUUUAGUUGGUGGAAAACCUGUAUAUACUGUAUUUUUGUGUGUGUUUGUGUGCUCUUUGUUUACCCAAAGGUUCUUGAAUGAAAAACAAAGACUGAAGUGUGGGAGUGGUGCAAGUAAUUGACAACGACAUUUGAGUUAAUAUUGGAAAGGGCUGAUUUCCUUCAGAUGUCCAGAUACUGUCCAUUUGCUAAUAAUAAUAAUAAUAAUAAUGAUAAUAAAAAAGAA